AUGGAGCCAGCAGCCAGCAUCCCGCGGGCCCUGCGCUCUGAGGGCAUCCUGAGCUGGGGCCCCUGUGAGUUCACGCUGGCCACGGGCCUCCACAGUGACCGUGGAGACGCCCACCUGCAGCUGACCCGCCCCUGCGGGCCCCAGAUCUCGGUCCUCGGGCGCCUGAGCCACUCGCUGCCCCUGCUGGGCCGCCUGGGCCUGCCGUCUGGCAGUGCCAUUAACCUCACCGCCCGGGCUGGCCCCGAGGCCCACCGCUCCCUGGCCCUCCAGAUGGGGCCGUGCCAGCUGCAGGGCGCGCUGGAGCAGCAUGCUGGGGACCGAAGCACAUGGACACUGGCCACGGAGCCGGGCUGCCCGCUGCUGGAGCAGGGCCUGGGCCUCGCCGCAGGGACGCAGCUCAGUGGCUCUCUGCAGGCCGCCGGUGGGGAAGCAGAGGUGUCCGGGGCCCUUGCGGUGGCUGGCCAGACCGCCUCCCUGACCUUGGUGACGGCCGUCCUCCAGGCUGAGGCCACGCUCCGAGCGAAGCUGAGGCACACGCUGCCCGUGCUGUGGGCCGUCCCUGCAGAGACCUCGCUGACCGGCCGGCUCGGGUGGGGGGCCGGGCACCGGCUGGGUCUGCAGCUGCGGGCGGGGGCCUGUGAGCUGCGGGGCGGCGGCGAGCUGCGGCUGGACGGCAGGCUGCAGGGGCGGGUGCUGGUUGAGAGCUCCUGUGAGGCCCUGCAGGCCCUGGGGGUCCCGGGCCGAGUCGAGGGCUCCGGCUACGUCGUGGUGGACUCUGGGGCUCUGGAUGCCCAGGGCCUGGUCACCGUGGACGCCAGCACACUGCAGGGGCUGCUCGUCCUCAGGACCAGCGAGACCCAGCAGGAGGUGGACCUGUUGCUCACACACAGCCUGCCCCAGUCCAGCCGCUGGGCCCUCCCAGCCCGGGUCCUGCUGGACCUGGCCACCGAGAGGCGCGGGCCCAGCUACAGAUGCAUCCUGCGGGUCGGAGUGGAUGGCACACAGGUGUCCGAGGAGCUGACCUUCACUCGGCGGCCGGAGCACGUCUCCCUGAGCUACGCUCUCCAGCACAACGUCCCCACGCUGCGGGCGCUCCCCGUGGAGGACAGGAUGGGCCUGCAGCUCUCCGUGGAUGUUCCUGACGGCGGCUCCUGCUUUGAGCAUUCCGGGCGCAUCUGGGCCGGGCCCGCUUCUCUGAACUACUCCGUGAGCGGCUGUCACCGUGCCGGGUGCCUGGAGCUCUCCGGCCGCAGCCAGCACGACAGCGGCGCCCUGCGGCGGGCGGGGUUCCCGGGCGAGGCCCGCCUCAGCGCCGAGCUGCAGACGCACGAGACCCAGACCCGCGCUGGUGUGGCCCUCCAUGGGGACAGCGGGGUGAGUGUGGACGUGGCAGCCCUGGUGGCCCGGCCGCUGAACGGCACUCUGGAGCUGGUGGUGAACGUCAGCCACUCGGCGCUCGCUCUCCGGAGGCUGGGCCUGCCCUUCACCAGCCAGCUCGUGGUCCGGGGGCUCUGGGCAGAGGAAGAAAUGAGCUCCUUCCUGCAGCUGACCUGCGAUUCUCAAGCCAGCCUGGUCCUUGACGUCCGUGGCCACAACCGGGCACUCAGCAAAGAGCUGCAGCUGUGGGGCCGGCAUCGCCUCCCUGCCCUCCGGGGCCGCUGCCCCAGCAGAGCCUCGGCCGCAGCCAAGGUAAGCACAGCUGCCCCAGCCCGAGCCCUAACUGUUUCCAGAUGCCCCGGCCGAGGCAGGCGGGGCCGCCACCACGUCCACAUCUGUCGGCGUGCGGGCCUGCAGCAGGCCGCGGUGGGCCACCCUGGGAGACCCCCUGGCUCCAGCUUUCCCAAACAUGCCCAGGGUUACAUUCCUGGGCCGGCCCCACAGCCCCUAGCCGGGCCCAUGAGACCCUCGGGAGCCAGGCCAGGCCGGCCCGCCCUGGGCCUGGCGCCAUGUACCCCCUACCUGGCUCGCUCCCAGCAGCUGGAUCGGCUGCGGUCCUCUGAGGGGGAGGCCGAGAGCGCAUUUGUCUUGGCGGUGGAGGAGCAUCACUUCCGCAUCAGCACCAGGUUGGUGCCUGCUGAGGCCAGGCUCACCAACACCGUCAAGAUGGAACAGAACUUCCCCCAGCUCAGCGCCCUGCCUGGGGCACUGGUCCUGCAGACCUUGUGCGAGCGCACCCGUGGCACCCGCGUCCUGCACCAGACGGUGCUGUGGGACGGCCAGGAGGCAGCCCUCAACGGGAGCCUCUCGGGGUCCUUCCCCGAGCCCACCGGGAGCCUCGGCCUGCAGGUGGAGCUCACCCACCUGAUGCCGCUGCCCCUGCCGCGACACUGCCGCCUCCACCUGUCCUCCGAGCGCUCGCGACGCGGCCACCGGGAGGACCUGCUCGCGGGCUGGGAUGGCAAGGACCAGGUGGAGCUUGCCUGGAACAGAGGGCCGCCCGUGACCUUGCAUCUCACGUGGGCCAAUGGGUCCUCCGAGCACAGCACCUCCUGGGAAGGCUGUCUGGCGGCCUCCCCGGGGCAGCUCCGGGAAGCCUGGGGCCUGGGCGCCCUCAGGGCCUGUGGGGCCUUAACACAGACCCCAGCCGUGUUCAGUGAGCAGCUUGAUCUGUCCUGGGACCAUCGCCGGGUGCAGCAGAACCUGACGUACGAGAGGCUUCAGCCAUCCCGGCCAGACAAGAUCCGUGCGGAGGCCACCUUGGAGCACGUCCUCACGGCCCCCUGCACCACGCAGAACUUCUGGGGGACAGUGGAGACCGACUAUGCCCACAGGCUGCGCCAUUCCCUGCGCCUGGGGCUCUGCGGCCUGCCCAGGGCCCUCUCGGUCUCCGGGGAGCACACCCUGGGCAGCAGUGGGCUCCUGCUGCAUUCCCACUGCCAGCUGGGCCUCGCUCCGGACCCCGCCCACGGCCUGCACCUCAGUCUGACCCUCCGCAACCACAGCAGGCCCGGGAUGCCCGGCUUCUCCGGGGAGCUGGAGCUCCUCGGCCCCGAGGCUCAGCGGCUCGGCCUGGGGGCCCGGGUCUCCACAUCGGCUUCUCAGAGCUUGCUCCAGCUGGAGGGAAAUGCGGGCGACGGGGACGAGAGAGUGAGGCUGUCGCUGUCCCGGGCCCGCACCUGUCUCCAGGCCUCUGUGGCGCAUGAGGAAGGGAGCCAAGAAGAGAGCGUGGUGCUGCGGGCGUGUGCCCACAGGCGGACGGCUGAGGCGGAGGCCCUGACCCAGGCCAGUGGGCAGCCCAGCCAGCCCCUGGGACACCUGAGCCUGCAGGCCGCCAACCAGAGCCUGCGCUUGAGUGCACGCGGCUGCCCGGGGACCCUGCUGGGCCGCGUGGAGUCCAGGGUUGCAGCUGUGGGGUCCCACCUGCAAGCCCAGCUGGAGGAGAAGCUGCGAGGCUUGGAUGCCUAUGUGAGAAGGUUCCAGCACCUGGUGCAGCCGGCGGGCGCCCUGGAUGGUGUGGCAGGCCCCCUCCUGCAGCUGUCACAAGCGGGGCUGGGGGCCAUGCAGGCGAGUGGCUGGGCGGUGGCCGCGCUGUGGGGCCGGAGCCGGGCCAGGGCGCUGGUGCCCAACGUGCUGCUGCACCUGCAGAGGCCACAGGCAGCGCUGGACCAGCUGCGGGAGGAGCUGGAACGGCCCCUGGCCACACUGAAGGACGCCUACCUGGAAGUGACGCUGCGGCCCCUGGACGAGGUGUGGCGGGAGCGGGCCGAGGAGGCGGGGCGGCGGCUGUGGGCCUGGGUGUCCGCGAUGCCGGGGGCCUGGCGGCUGAGACCCAGCGAGGCAGCCCUGGAGGCCACGAGGGGCGCCCUGGAGCUGGCCGCCCACCAGAUGCAGUCAUGGGCCGAAGCCACCUUGUCCCGGUCCCUGAGGAGGCUCUGCAGACCCUUGCUGGACCUGUACAGCUUCUCAGCCAGGAACCACUCGCUGGUGGUGACCCUGCCGCUGCUGCCCGCAGGGGACGAGCCCCUGGACGUGGCCCGAGUGACCAGCUACCUGGUGGAGGAGAAGCUGCUGCGGCCGCUCCGAGAGCUGUACCAGGUCAACGUGCUGGCCGAGUACUACCGGCUCCAAGGCCGCCUGCUGGACGGCCCCCCUGGAUACCACGCUGUGGUGGCCGGGGCCAGGUACAUGGUGACCUUCGAUGGCCGGGUGUGGGGUCUCGGCGCCCCCUGCGGUGGCCUGCUGCUGGCCAAGGACUUUGCUCGGAACACGUUCUCACUGACGCUGAGCCGGGCGGGCUCGGGGCUCAUGUCCCUGUCCGUGAGGCUAAACCACACGACCCUCGUUCUCUACCCGCACCUGAAGACCUACAGGCUGUACGACUCCUCGCUGCCUGGGGAGAAUUGUCCCAACCUUGAUCUGCCUCCUGCCAAGAUGAGGAGGGACGUCCCCAGGAUCGAGCUGACCAGUGAGGAUGGCGUCUCUGUCGCCUGUGACGUCCGAGCCGGCCUCUGCAGCCUGACUCUGGGCCUCUGGCAGCACGGCGUGUCCGCCGGCCUCCUGGGAACCAACGAUAACGAGGCCGGCAAUGAGCUGAUGCUGCCCGACGGCACGGUGGCCGGCAGCCUGGAGGAGUUCACGCUCGCCUGGCAGGUGGGGGGCAACUGCAGGACCGUGGAGAAGACUCAGCAGGCUUGCCCCGGACAGAGUGCCCCCUGCCUGGCCUUCUUCCAGGACCCAGGCUCCAGCCUGGGGGACUGCUUCAGGGUGGUGGACCCCACACCAUUCCUCAGCCUGUGCAUCCGGGACGCCUGCGGCACCCAGGAUCUCCAGCCCGCCUGCACCCUGGCGGCCGCCUACAUCCACCUGUGUGCCCGGGCCUUUGUGCACCUCGCCCCGCUUCCUCAGUGUGUUUGAGAUUUUCCUUCAGCCGGCACCAGGCUGCCAAGAUUUCAAAGUCCUUCAGCUUCUACCACAAGCCCAGCUCCGCAGCAAGGUCAAGAUUCUUGGCCAGGACGGAACAACCAGCACGAGACGCCGGGGGGCUCAGAGAAGAGGGUGCUGGCUCCAGAUACCGGAAGGAGCAGUUUGCCAAUGCUUCAGAAUGCUUCUGGGGACAAGAAAGACCACAGCUGGUCUGGAUAAUUCUCCACCUUCCUCAAUACCUAUCAUCUAGGAGACAGCCUGGCCGCUGGACCCACCUCUGGGCGGGGCCUCCAGUCUGGCCACUGUCCUUGUCCUGGCUGUUUCUCACUUGCUCAGCUGAGGCCUCCGUGGUGUGAGCCGGGCUGCCCCCGGGGUCUCCCUAGCUUCCUCUGCCCUCCGCAGGGGUCUCCCCUGAGGCGUGAGGUUCCUUGAGGCGGGCUGAUGGCCCCAGAUCCUUCAUCACAAGCCCAGUUGGGGAGCUUCCCUCUUUGGGGUCGCUACUGAAUCUGGAACGGAACAUUCCGGGGGGUGUUUGAAAAGCCCUCCUUCCUGAAGGGCCGGUCUCCACAGACACAUGCCGUGGGCACUGGGCGCUCAGGCCCCGAGGAGACGGCACUCCAAGUCGUUCUUUCUUUGGGUGGCAGGCUUGUCCCUUGAAUGUUCAACCAAAACAUAAGGCUGGCGGAAUCCACGAUCUCGUCCGUUGGGUGGCUGCGGCCGACCGUCUGCUGGAGAACCGGGAGGCUGGGGGGCUGGGAAACCUGCCCACCCGCAGGGGGCCCCCUCUACACCCAGUCCCGGGGUCCAGAUUCUAGAGCAGAGGGCGAAGUGUCAGCCACGAGGACGGGGGCAAGCAGAAGGCCAGACGCAGUCGUCCGCCCACCCCCCACGUAAACCCCUGGCAUGCAGCAGGUGCUUAAUAAAGUUUAGAAGAGGGACAUCUAGAGAGUUCUAGAGUCUUGAGAAGAUGGAGGGUAUGGGGACGGGGAGCUGGUCCUGCACAUUCCCACCUCUGGAGGGAAAAGGGUCAGGAGGAGGGUUCUCGUUAAUUGAGCGAGGGCCAUGGUGUCACGGGUUACAACCCAGAGAGCCCGGAAUCCAGGCCCUGUUCUUUGAAAGACACUUGACCUUUUCUUAGUCCUUUUAAUAGCCCAACGAGGAAGGGAUGGCCCCAUGUAAUGGAAGAAGCAGUAGGCUCAGAGAGCCCAGGGCACUCACCCAAGGUCACACUGCCAGCAGACGGCCAGGCCGGCACUGAGCAGGGCAUGGGCCUCCAAGGCUGCCCGACCUCAGUCAUCCACCUUCCACUUUCCCAGUAGCUUUGUGCCGUGUCAUCCGCCCUUUAAGAAAGAGUCUGGUGAACUUCAGCCCUGCCCCAAGCCGUAAUAUGUAGUGCUUGUUCAUUUUUUCCUCAUACAACUUAAAACGCCCCAGAAGCCGUGUCACGCACCGUCAGAAAUGUACCCACAACGGGGGGGAAGCGCUGUGCUGGGCCCUGUUGCCGGAGCUCAGCCCAGGAAGAGGGGAAAGGAGAGAGUUCACGAUGGAAAGCAAGUCGCUGGAAUUGGGGGGCAGAGGGGAGCCCUGAGCAGUUCAGUUUGAUGCGCUCACAGUUUGCAACGAUGCAACCGGUGGGUUUCUAAAUCUGCUCAAUGGAUCAGUGAUUUCCAGUCCAGAAACAAAACUGGCGACUUCCAGCCUGCCUCCCACGCUGUCCACCCCGCACUGACCAGGGACACGGCCGUGGGCUGGGCCCCGCAGAGACCCAGGGAAGGAGACACCCCUCCCCUGUCUCAAGGCAGACUUGUCAACAUCAACGCCCCACACGUGUGCAGAAUUUACAGAAAAACAGAUGAGAGAAGAAAGGAUUCCAUUAGAAACACCUAUAAAUAUUCAUGUCUACAGCAGAUAGAGAGCAAGUACAAAUAAAUUCUGAAAAAACGGA
This is a messenger RNA of Equus caballus (horse), 6808 nucleotides long. The record is from RefSeq and is a predicted model, not a curated record. NCBI's taxonomy places the organism in Eukaryota, Metazoa, Chordata, Mammalia, Perissodactyla, Equidae.